CGGUAAUACUGAAGCACUAUUUGCAAUGUCUCCUGCACGGGCACGGACUCUUCUCGGGCUCCUGGUCACACUGUGUACCCAGAGCGCACUAUUGUCGGGUUCUAAGCCAUUGCCGCCACGUAAUGUGAAGCUGACAUCGGUGAAUAAGGGCUUAAAGGUCACAUGGGAUCCACCCAGUGAGCUGGAUGGACGGCCAGUAGACAGCUACAGCAUCGGCUAUGGGAAGUCCAUGAAGUCAUUACGCUUUGUCACUGUGGACAAGGACAGACGGUCCGAGAUACUAGACGACGUAGAGCCUGGAGUCCUGCAUUUUCUCAAGAUGAAUGCAGAGAAUAAGGAUGGGAUGAGUAAACCUGUCUACAGGGCAGAGACUCCAGGAGGGGGAGAGUGGGUGAAAUUGGAUGGCUUUGCUGUCGAGCCUUUUAACAGAUCCUCUCCAGGCAGAAUGGUGUCUAUAACUUCAUCACAAAUCAAUUCACGGCCCCUAGCUCAGAGGACAGCUCUAGGACAACAGAGGGCCCCACAGUCAUCCUCUGGACCAGAACCCCCUCAUCAAGGAGGACACUUCCCUCUCCGAGGCCAGAACAAACACAGAGUGGACCUCAGCCAGCACCAAGCAGACCAGCGCAAUGCUAACAAACCAAAACUGGCCUCUGAGUCCGUCUAUGUGGUAUCACUGCAGGCACCCAGAGCCCAGGGGAGGAGUGCACCCAUUAACACGGCUGUCAUGAGUAAAAAAGUCACCACAGAGCCAGAGGUUCUGGAUGAAGUAAAGGACAUAACAGUUAGAGUUUUGUCCCCUCAGUCUGUCGUUAUCACAUGGAUUGAUCCACUUGUUGAGGAGAAGAAAGAAAGUCCAGGGGGAUCAAGGCAUUACACAGUGAAAUACAGAGAGAAAGGAGAAUCUGCUCGAUGGGAAUACAUGGACACUCCUCAGAGACGUCUAAUGAUUGAAACACUCUCCGCAGACAGCAUGUAUGAGUUCUCUAUUCGAAUCUCACAAGGAGACCAGCAGGGAAAAUGGAGUGCAUCUGUGUUCCAGAGAACUCCUGAAUCAGCUCCCUCUGGCCCUCCAGAAAAUUUUCAGCUGAAACCACUUAGAGGGAAAGGAACUGCUGUUACAGCAACCUGGGAUCCACCUGAGCAAACCAAUGGACGAAUAAGAGAAUACAUCCUCUCGUAUGCUCCUGCUAUGAAACCAUUUGGCGCAAAGUCAAUUACAUACCGUGGCACCACCACUUCUGCUACUAUAGAUGGACUUACACCAGGUGACCGCUACAUCUUCAAAAUCCGUGGAGUCAAUAGGAAGGGGCAAGGACCACAAACUAAAGCCAUUAUCGUUGCAAUGCCUGCAUCCAGCAGCCACAAGACCAGUCAAAGCAUCUCCAAGACAUCAUCAUACAAUGAAUCAGACAAUCAGGAGUCAGAAAAUCAGGAUGAGAUGGAGUCAGAUACUCAGACUACAACUCCUGCCCCACCCACGAAUCGACGGACACGCCCUCUUUCCCAAACAAGGUCCUAUCACAGCAUCUUCUCAAGGGGUUCUGCCAGAAAUGGAGGUUCUAACUCAAGGCCAAACUCACAAUCAUCCUCCUCUCAUAUCAAAGAGGAAAAUACAGAUGAGGAACAUAGGCCAACAGAGAGUCCAACAGAUGAGGAAAUAGGAACAAAUGAGGCUAUUGAGGACACAAAACCAGAGAGCAGUAAUAAUGUUUCUCCACAAAAUGUUGAAAAUAUGAAAUCAAACCUCAAAAUAUCCAUCCAGUCAUCAAGCACUACACCAUCACUUUUAAAACCAUCCUCACAUGACUCUGUCCAUAAAGCAUCAGAGGAUCUACGGCCUUCUUGGACACCUCGCAUUUCUUCAAUUGUUGAUAUCAGCCGAUUAAGAAGGCCUAAUUCUCGCACUCAUGGUUCUCGAUCAAGGACGCGAAAUGAAGAUUCUUCCAGCUCAUUGACCAUCCAAGAGUCUGUAGCUACAAGAAAGGAAUUAACUGCAGUCUCCUAUCCUGAGGGAAAGGACUCAUACAACCAGAUAAGUGUCACUGACAAGAAUACUUCGGUGCCCUCACCUCAGGAAACCAGACCUGAACCAGAGAAAGAUUCAGUAUUAUCUUCCUCCAGCUCUAAUUCCUCUUCCUCCUCAUCGGCAUCAUCAUCUUCUUCUUCCUCCUCAUUAUCAUUACCAUCAUCGUCAACAUCUUCAUCAUCAUUAUCAUCAUCAUCAUCAUCUUCAGGUACAAGAAGGAUUUCCUCCCCAUCAAGUCGAGUCACAAGUUUAGGAUCUGGUUCCACGUACCCUAAUAGCAGAAGAGUUGGAAUUUCAACUAGAGCUCACAGACUUCAAACAGGACAGCGCAAACCUGAUUCAUCAAUAUCUUCAUCAUCAUCAUCAUCAUCAUCUGCUUCUUCACAAUCCACACUGCCAACAAGAAAUGGGACUUCUGACAGUAGUAAUAGCCACUCAACACCUCUCCACGAUAAAACAGAGGAGUAUGAGAGCCAUCAUUCCAACCAAAAGAACACAGAGAUAGACACAACAAAGGAUGAAGAACCAGCUGCCUCUGAACAAACUAAAAAACCCCAUUCUGAUACAACUAAAGAGGAACAAAAGGAAAAUUAUGAUAAAAGAGAAGAGAAAAGUGACAGUUAUGGUUCUACUUCCCAGACUUCUUCAAGUACUAGCCCCUCUCUAACAGGGCAAAGUUCAUCCUUUCCAAUACCAAACCGAAAUUCUAGGGUAGUUACAGGGAGUCGCAGACAAGAUGGCAGGAUAUCAUGGAGUAGGACUGCUUCUUCUGUAGGUGCAGGAAGACCAGUUAUUAAUAGAACUCCUUCACAUACUUCUGCUUUGAGAACUCAAGACAUUAAUGAUAAGGCCAAAGCUUCACCCACAACAUAUCCCUCAAAGCAUGGGGUUGUUCCAGUCUCAAAUAAACCUAAUAUGCUAAACAGAGAAACUGUUUCAACAAAUGUUGCAAUAAGCUUCAACAAUCCCAGUAAUAAUGGAAAUGUAAAAAAUAGCAAUGAUCAUAAAGAUGAUUAUCUUUAUGAAGAAAGAAAGGAGAUAUUUGAGAGGAAAAGUAAAGAUGUUGUCCCUACUGUAACAUCUAAAACUACUACAACAGCUGUGAGUGAAACUCACAAACCUGUCCACAACUUUGAAAAUGAAAGUUUGGAUAGGGAGCCAAGUUCAGAAAUCACCAGUUCAAAGUCACUUCCUUCAGUUCCCCAAAGAGUUCCUCUAUUGGGUUCUAAUGGAAGAGUGCGGUCACCUGUAGUAGCAAGUCGGCUGAAAGGGUCAAGGCUUCCUAGUCGGGUGUACCCAGUACAACACAGAAGACUGGGCUCUGCUUCCACACCUAUUACUACAUCAUCAUCUUCUUCCUUCUCUCAGAACAGUCCAGUGGAAUCACCCCAUUUUUCAGAUCGAAACACAAGUGUCAGUAGUAAUACUAAUGUUAGGUUGACCCCAGGUUCAGUUUCUCGCUCUAUUGGUGAAAGCUCUACUGGGAAUAUAUCAUCUUCAUCACGGAAUCCAGUAGUGGGAUCGAGGCUGCGAUCAGUUUCAAAGGAAAACGCCCCAGUCAAUGGCUACAAACCCAGUUAUGGAAAAGGCAAAAAUGGACGGCCGAAUCUGACAGCUGCAAAUGGAAAAGUAUCCUCAACAGCUGAUGACAAUGCUAAACCAGAAGGAGUCCGACAUAUCACAGGUCCUGAUGGAACAAAAUGGGUUGUAGAUCUGGACAAGGGUGUCUUAAUGAAUGAAAAUGGAAGGGUUCUUCAAGAUUCAAGGGGAAGACCGAGAAAAGUGAUCCUUGGAGAAGAUGGCAAGACUAUUUUUGAUGACCAGGGCAGCCCACUGGUCAACCAGGAAGGAUUAGCAUUAUUUGGUCACGGAAGGCACAGUCGGCCUGUUGUUAAUCCCAGUGAAAAGUACCUAACUGUGGGAGGAAAGACUGUUGUAGGCUUGGACCGCCCUAAACCUAGGACUACUACCACAACAACCACUACAACGACAACUUCAACAACCACUACAGCCACAACCACAUCAGAACCCACAACUGAACCCACAACAACAGAAAUGGUAACAGAAACUUUGGAGCCAACAACAUUAGCUGCUGAGCCUACAUGUCCACCUGGACUGUACACACGAUUGGAUACGAAUGGUUUCCCAAUAAUGGAGGCUGAUGGAAUACUUAACUGCUACUCUGAAGAAGAGUUUUUUGUGGAGACCACCACCAUUCAAAUCCCUACAACAACACAAGCUCCCACUCCUGAGACACGGCCAUUCAACAACACCCCUUCCUCUGAGUUUGACAUUGCUGGCAAGAAACGCUUCACAGCUCCGUAUGUAAACUAUGUCCGUAAGGACCCUGGAGCUCCCUGCUCUCUGACUGAGGCUCUAGAGUACCUGCAAGUGGAUGUCUUGGCAGACUUGUUGGACAAGGACCAGCAGUCAUCCAAUCAAAAGCAGCCACCCAAGAACAAGCCCCAUAAUGUCACUGUGGUUGCCAUGGAGGGCUGUCACUCCUUUGUUAUUUUGGACUGGGCACGCCCAUUGAAAGAUGACAUGGUGUCAGGCUACAUGGUGCACAGUGCAUCCUAUGAUGACGUCCUGAAUAACAGGUGGUCAAGCAGACCCUCAAGUGGAACACACCUUCCUGUUGAGAACCUCAAGCCCAAUUCCAGGUAUUACUUCAAAGUUCAAGCAAAAAACAUCUUUGGUUUGGGGCCACUUAGUGAAACUUUAACGUAUGUCACAGAGUCAGAUGACCCUCUUCUCAUAGAGAGACCCCCAGGUGGGGAGCCUAUCUGGAUCCCAUUCUCAUUUAGGUAUAACCCUGCCCACAGUUCCUGUAAAGGAAGUCAGUUUGUCAAGCGCACCUGGUAUAGAAAGUUUGUAGGUGUUGUCCUCUGCAACUCAUUGCGCUAUAAGAUCUUCAUGGGAGAUGGACUGAGAGAAACAUUCUUCAGCAUUGCUGAUUCAUUUGGCCAUGGAGAGGACCACUGCCAGUUUGUGGACUCCCAUCUAGAUGGAAGGACAGGACCACACAAUCUCUCCCUCCACCUAUCCACAGCUCAAGGUUAUUAUCGUUCAGAUAGACAACAGCCAGUGAAUUUUGGUGCUAUCGGCAGGCGCACACCAAAUCCUUUCGUGGGCUGGUAUGAGUGUGGAGUUCCAAUCCCCGGGAAGUGGUAACGAGGAAAAUCCAAAAGGACAUUUCCACAGGCAAUAUGUUCUUCCCUUUAUUUAUCAGCCAUUCAAAGAGGUGAACUAUUGCUCACCAUGGCAACAAAACCUAAAUCAUAUAACAACUGCUUCUGAUGGAAGGAAUAUAGUACUUUGAAUAACACUAAUUUUUACAUAUUCGAAAUCAAGCACUUUUUUUUUUAAAUCAGUCUGUAUAUGAGGAUAUUGCAGCAUGUGUAUUGAGUUUAAUAACAGUGGUUUCUUAUUUUAUUUCAUGUGUUCAGUGAUCUAAUUGUUUCAGAUUCAAUUCCACCUGGAACCUUACAGUAACUUCAAAGAAACACUAGUAGGCUACUUAAAAUAUCAAAGCACAAAAUCAAAUGACAAAAAAAUGUGUGAAUCGCUGAUUCGCAAAUGAUGUAACAAAUUUUCUGUGAGUGAUGUGUGUUGUUUUUAUAACUUUUUUUUUUUUUUCUUACCAAAGGUUGGUAUGGAAGUAUUGCCCAUAUUAGGCAAUAUAAAAUAUGUUUUAUUUUGCUCAGGAAUGGUUAAAAAUUGAAUAAAGGUGCUAUAGAGAAAAUCAAACUUUUACCUCUUCCUCUGCUAUUAAAACUGGUUCUACAGACAUUUUUUCAAAGUUUAUUGCUGUUUAAACUUCAUUUUCAUGUAGGUUGAGCCAGGACUGUGAUAUUAUCAUAUAAUAUAUCAUAUCAUAUCAUAUCUCAUAUAUCAUAUAAACGUUAGAGCUGUCAAUCUAUCUGUCAAUUUUUAAUCAGCAGGGAGUGAAGCCAAACUGGAGCCUGAGGUUAAAGAGAGCCCAUGAUGGCUGACCGAAAGAGAACCUUGAAAACGACCGCGGGCCCAGUGGGCAAUGAAAACAACUAAGGGGGAAAGGGGGAACACCCCGCCCCCGUUAGGCGAAUAUAUUGUUCAUUUCCAUAAUAUUGAACAUUUGCCUACAGCCUACAGCCAUUCAUUUAGCAAUUGCAUUUGUCAGUCUGUCCGAGAGAGAUUUAUUAUAGGGCUUUUCUAAGGACUCGUCAAUGUACAUAUGCAUCAGACAGAUAUUUUUGGAGCGUCUCACUUUGGUUGAGUUGUGUCAUAAACACAACAUUUUUAGGUUGCUGUAUCAAGUUAAAAGUAGCUUGAAACUUAGAAAAACACGUCUCGAAAUUCCUGUGUUCAGAAUUGUGCUCUGUCCAGCUGUGUUUCAAUGAAAGAAUGUGUUCUAGUCUUGUGCUGUCAAACAAGACUGUGGGUGGUUUGUAUGUACUGCUGUGCAUUGCCUAUACAGUUGCAGUUCCGCUUACUGCUCCCUGCUGAAAACAGGUUGUACUUUAAGCUUGAAUUUCCUUAAUACGGCCCAUAUACGAUUAAUUGUGUAAUUUUUUUUACACUUUAUUUUUUAUAUAAUUAAUCGCACCGAAGUAACACUUUGAAUCAACAGCCCUAAUUAUAUUAUACCAUGGUCUGUUCUAAUACUCGAUUCUUAUUGGCUGGAAUGCGUGCAUUUCAAACCGUUGAAUGCAAAGGUAGUUCCAAUCAGUUUGAAUCACCGUUUGAUAUCAAUGCACUGUUUGUAACCAUAGCAACAUAACAUUACAGAGCAAGCAGAGUGAAUUAUUGCAACUGAAAACAUUUUCUAACCACUUUCAUCAGCAUAGCUAAUAUAAUGGAAUACAGUUUGUUUUGCACAGAGGGUGAGAGAAUGAAAUCAGGGCCUAUUAAAUGUGUCCUGCAAAUCGAUGCAAGACGAUUUAUACUGUAAUGUGUUGUUUAUGUUAAGUUGCUGUGCUGAAGUGCCACCUAUAGCCACUAGAUGCCCCCCUGCGAUCACACAUCUCUGACUCAAACGCUGAAGGAGAAGUGCUGUUUGUUUGCAAAAUGCAGGCAGCAUUUUGCGGUGAAGUGCUACCAUGCAAGGACAAAUUGUGAUUUCAUUUAUUCAGUCAAUCGUGCAGCCUUGAUGGAUACCAUACCAAUGUCUCAGAGGUCAAAAUCUGCAGGUUCCAGAAUGUUUUGAAUGGUUUUCCGCUUAUUAUACAGUAAGUGCUACUUUUACUGUCACUGUUUGUAAUGUCGGUUUUUCCACAUUAAUGUGAAAAUGACAAUUAAUAAAAAUUAAAUAAUACAUGUUCUCUGGA
Molecule: messenger RNA, 7338 nt
Organism: Myxocyprinus asiaticus (Chinese sucker)
Lineage: Eukaryota; Metazoa; Chordata; Actinopteri; Cypriniformes; Catostomidae
Product: fibronectin type III domain-containing protein 1-like
Exons: 22
Coding region: 26-5203 (1725 amino acids)
Molecular function (GO): protein binding
Source: RefSeq, a predicted model, not a curated record